Penaeus indicus is the source of this 735-nucleotide messenger RNA. RefSeq names its product decarboxylase NovR-like. Lineage: Eukaryota; Metazoa; Arthropoda; Malacostraca; Decapoda; Penaeidae. Gene Ontology annotation, cellular component: cytoskeleton. Gene Ontology annotation, molecular function: actin filament binding. The record is from RefSeq and is a predicted model, not a curated record. The transcript has 4 exons. Bases 27 to 566 code for a protein of 179 amino acids.
CAGCGAGUAACCUGUUGGGCCUCGACAUGUCAGCGCAGACGGUGGAGGGGGAGGGGUCGCCUGACGUCACAGCUUCCUCCAUCCACCUGGCCGUACAUCAGAGGCGGUCGGACAUCAGGGUCAUCAUGCACACACACCAGCCUUAUGUCUCCGCCCUCGCGGCCCUCGAGGACUGCGAGCUCCGGAUGGUCCACCAGAAUUCGAUAAGGUUUUGGAACCGCGUGGCUUACGAUCUCAACUACGGCGGCGUCGCUUUCUCGUCUGAGGAAGGGGAGAGGCUGGCCAAAGUCCUGGGCGACAAGGACAUCCUGAUCAUGGGAAAUCAUGGCGUCAUGGUGGUUGCUCCUACCAUUUCCAUGGCCUUUGAAAUGCUCUACUUCCUCGAACGCGCGGCUAUGGUGCAGUUGAAGGCCUUUUCCACCCAACGCCCUCUGAAAGAAAUUACCGAAGAAGUAGUUAAGUCCGUAGCCCCCGAGUACAUGAAGCGCGCGCAGCAUUAUGCGGACACUCUGUACUACGCCGUUUACCGUGAUCUCCAGCGGACGCAGCCGGAGUUUGAGAAGUAGUUUGUCGGAGAGAAAAGGGCAGAGCGAAAGAAGGGAAGGGUGGAGAAAGGCAGAAGAAAUGGGAAAUGAAGAGAAGAAGUAAAGGAGGUAAGAGAGAUAUCCGGAAGACAGGAAGAGGCGGAGAAAACGACUGAGCUUCAGGGAAAUGAUUCAAAAAUCCUGAUACUCA